AGAUUAUAAAAUAUUUAAAUUAAGGGGAUCUGGAAACCCCUCUUUCUCUCUCCUCAUUUUUCUGUUGCACUACCCCGGGGUUUUUAUUUUCGACAACAGAGGAGAAGAACCAGUCUUUUUUUACACAAAAUCAAAAAAUAAAAAACAAAACAAAAAAAAUAAAAAACCCACUUCUUGCUUCGCUUUCUUUACAACAAUCCUUCCUACCUGAUUACAGACGAAUCAUUCGAGCGCCAAAUCCAAGCUUUUCAAUUUCCCUUUUAUUUACUCAAUUCAAACAAAUCAGGUAGCUAUUGGUGUUCAAGGCCUUUAAAGAAGUGAAGUUUGAGGCCAUUCUCUCCACUGGGCACACAUUUUACUUGCUUUUUUAAGUUUGGAGAGGAUGGUCCACCGCUCUAUGAGAUGUUGAUUAAUGGAUUCUGAAGGCAAGAAGUUUGGAAGAGGUCCGAGAGAACUUACUGGUGCUGUUGAUCUGAUUACUCAUUACAAGUUGUUACCACAUCACGAGUUCUUCUGCAAAAAGUCUCUUCCUGUGUCAAUUGCCGAUACCCACUACCUUCACAAUGUGGUUGGGGAUACAGAAAUUAGGAAGGGAGAAGGAAUGCAGUUGGAUCAGCUAAUACAAAAUCCAUCAUAUUCGCUGGAUGGAAAUACACGGAUACGGCCCUUUGAUUUAAAUGCUCUAAGUGAAGCCUUUCAUCUGAGGGAAACAACCCCUGUUGAGUUACCAUCUGAAGAAAAGGGGGUCCCUACAAUUGCAGGAAAAUCAAAAGGUGAGUCAAAAGACAAGGAUAGAAAGCACAAAAAACACAAGGACGGGGACAAAGAGAAGGAUAAAGAGCGUAAGAAGCACAAACACCGCCAUAAAGACCGAAGUAAAGACAAGGACAAGAAGAAGGAUAAAAGUGGGCAUCAGGAUGCUGGUGGUGAACAUUCCAAGAAACACCAUGAUAAGAAGAGGAAGCAUGAUGGUGAUGAAGAUGUUAAUGACAUUCAUAGACAUAAAAAGAGUAAGCAUAGGAGCUCAAAAAUAGAUGAAAUGGGUGCAAUAAAGGUUGCCGGGUGAGAUGUUUGCUGGUAGUUGUGUUGAUUUAUCGUUCUCAAUGUUGGGGAAUUUCAAGGAGUUGAUUACUUCCGUGCAAUCAAUUGAGAAUACUUAAUGAGUUGAGGAUUGUGUGGAAGGCAAACUCUUUGUGGCAUGGUUGGAGGUACAGAUUGCUGGUGGUGAAUUUUCAUGUAUCGUUUAGAGGUCCCUUAAUUUUAUUGCUAGUAACCUCUAUCAAAUUCUGAUCAUUUUGUUUUCAGUUUAUAUGGCGCAUUUGAAAUUCCCAACUCUUGUCCAUUAUGAUAAUUUUUUUCUUUCUAGAGGUCCAAAUCUGAGCACUCUCUUACCAAUCUGGGUGACUGAGUUAGAAAUUACAGCUGGGUAUGUAGAUUAGAAGGUUAGGAUUGGGUGAAGGUGCUAAUGUAUUCCUCGUUUAAUUAUUUUUACUUCUAGGAUUUUCAAUUUGUCCAGACGGGUAGGUAGAUUGUAAGGGUAGGCUUGCGUGUACCCUAACUAAUGUCUCAAUGGUGAAAUAUUCUUUGUAAAUUAUAUCCAUAUGGGAGUACGGUCCAUUGAAGUAAUGAGAUUGUUUGUAGAAGCCACUGCCUUGUGUAGGUGACUGAUGAGCGAUACCAUUUGGUCCUCUUCCAUAGAGCCUGCUGUAAUAUGUGAAAACUCUUCUGUAUUUUUUUUAAGCAAGUGAUAGAUUAAUGAAAACAGUUUUGCAUCUUUGGUUCCA
Molecule: messenger RNA, 1784 nt
Organism: Chenopodium quinoa (quinoa)
Lineage: Eukaryota; Viridiplantae; Streptophyta; Magnoliopsida; Caryophyllales; Amaranthaceae
Product: mediator of RNA polymerase II transcription subunit 19a-like
Exons: 8
Coding region: 413-1066 (217 amino acids)
Biological process (GO): positive regulation of transcription by RNA polymerase II
Cellular component (GO): mediator complex
Molecular function (GO): transcription factor binding; transcription coregulator activity
Source: RefSeq, a predicted model, not a curated record